AUGAUUUCACAUUGUUUUAGGGAAUUUAAAUACUUAUUUGAAAUGUGGUUACGAAGUGAACAUGUUAGUAGAAGACUACGUGGUCGUUUAAAUAUAAGUUGUGUAUCCAGAACUAAGAUAUCCAAUCAUCGGGUACAAGUCAGCAGUUUACGGAAACUUCCUUCUAUAAAUAAUAAUAGUCAUCGCAUUAAUAUUCCAAAUAAAUGUGGUAGGCUGACAAGAUGGAGACGUAGAUGUACUCAUUUUCUGAAAGAGGCUUGUAAAGAAAAUGUUUUACGUUUUGCGAAAUCUGCGCCUAGUAGACGAGAGAGAGGACCUCGUAGAAGAAAAUGCAUAAAACGAUCAAUGGUUACUUCGACUCCCUUACACCGAACUUCUGCAAAAGAUGUGGUUAUUCCAGCAAAAUGUGCAACAGCAUCCAAAGUUUCUGAAGAAUCUAAGGAAAAUUGGAAUACAACUAGUUUAUCAUUAUAUUCAUCUAUAUUAAGUACAGAUUCAUGUUGCUCUUCUAUAUCCAGUGUAAAUGAUUUCAAAUCUUCAAUUCCAAGUGUAUCACCACUGUCAAAUCUAAUGCCUCCUGCAUCACUAGGAUCAAAUUCUGACCUUUCAUAUGUAUUGGAUAAUGAAGAAAGCAAAAAUAUUGAUACUAGUUCUCUAUAUUAUUCCGCAUCUUGUACACAAACAGAAACGUCUGAAGAAUGCUAUAGUUUAAUGCAUUCUACAUCCAUGUAUGGAACUCGUUCUUAUUCAUCAGAAAAGUAUUUUCCAAAUGGAAAAUAUGCACUUAGCAACAAUAAUGCAAAUAAUAGUAAUUUGUCAAAAAAUCAAUGUUCUGUUGAGAGCCAUUUGUCAAAAUAUGAGUCAAACUUUGCCAAUACAAAGUAUGGUACAUCAACCAUGUACAGUUUAAGCCAUCAUCAUUCAUCAGAUACGAACGGGAAUGUUACUGAAAAAUACGAUUCCGAUGAUAUCGAGAACGAUUACCAUGACGUUGAAUAUAUGGAAGUUGGGAGUGAAGAAAUAGUAGAAAGUUGUGAUAUGGAAAAUAUGGUUACUCAUGUUCAAGAAGAUUGGGAACCAUUUGAUCCUUAUGUCUUCAUUAAACACUUACCACCCUUAACUCCGGCAAUGAGAGCCAGAUGUCCUGCUCUUCCUCUUAAAACACGCAGCAGCCCAGAAUUUAGUCUCGUAUUAGAUUUGGAUGAAACAUUAGUCCACUGUAGUUUGCAAGAACUUUCGGAUGCAGCAUUCCGUUUUCCAGUUGUUUUUCAAGAUGUAACAUACACAGUGUUCGUCAGAACACGACCCUAUUUUCGCGAAUUUUUGGAACACGUUUCAUCAUUAUAUGAAGUAAUCCUUUUUACUGCCAGUAAACGAGUUUAUGCAAACAAAUUAAUGAAUCUAUUAGAUCCAACACGAAAAUUGAUUAAGUAUCGUCUGUUCCGAGAACACUGUGUUUGCGUAAAUGGAAAUUAUAUCAAGGAUCUAUCUAUACUUGGUAGAGAUUUAUCAAAAACUGUUAUUAUUGAUAAUAGUCCACAAGCAUUUGGAUACCAGUUAGAAAAUGGUAUUCCUAUAGAAAGUUGGUUUGCUGAUCGUUCAGAUAAUGAACUAAUGAAAUUGUUACCUUUUUUACAAAAUUUAGUAAAUUGGGGUGGAGAUGUUAGACCACGUAUUAGAGAGCAAUUCCGACUUUUCAGUUUUCUACCACCAGAUUAAUUUAGUUAUUAAGCAUAAAAUUAACAUUUGAGAAAUGGCUAGCCUAUGUAGGUACGUACGUGUAUAAUAUAUCUUACAGAUAUUUGAUAGAUAAAUGUAAGAUAUUAAUACAAAGCGUGCAAUA
This is a messenger RNA of Eufriesea mexicana, 1843 nucleotides long. RefSeq names its product CTD small phosphatase-like protein 2. Bases 1 to 1719 code for a protein of 572 amino acids. The transcript has 7 exons. The record is from RefSeq and is a predicted model, not a curated record. Gene Ontology annotation, molecular function: phosphatase activity. NCBI's taxonomy places the organism in Eukaryota, Metazoa, Arthropoda, Insecta, Hymenoptera, Apidae.